Messenger RNA from Bombus impatiens (common eastern bumble bee), 1478 nucleotides. RefSeq lists its product as uncharacterized. The transcript is spliced from 3 exons. Lineage: Eukaryota; Metazoa; Arthropoda; Insecta; Hymenoptera; Apidae. The coding region runs from base 990 to 1283 and encodes 97 amino acids. The record is from RefSeq and is a predicted model, not a curated record.
AUAAGUAUGAUUCGAAGUAUCAACGUGCAGAGAUUAGUUAUGCAGUCUUCAAGGUGUAAAAUCGACCUCACGAGCUUAAACAUUUUUAUUCCUGUCUAUCUUUCAUAAUUUUUUCUUUAUACUAUAUGAUCUUAAUUUUCGUUGGAAGAUAUAUUAUUAAUAUGAGAUCGAGACUUUACCAAGCACACAUAUCUUGUUUUGUCUUUUGCUCUUCGAUAUAUUGUCAUACGAAGCUUAAAAAAGAUAAAUGAUGCCAUAAACGAAAUAAAUGCACGUAAACAUGUUAGAGAGAAAAAGUGCGGAGAAUAAAAGGAGCGUAUAUUAACAUGUACAUACAUAGAUUGUAUCAAAUGGAACAGUUAUAGGUCAUCGCUAAAGCGUAUUUUACUUUAGCACGUUGCAAGCGGAAUACAUGGCGUUUCAUUCUUCUUUCUUUUAUACUUUUUUUUUUUUACCGAAACUGGAGAUAACUUUAGCGUUCGAGCAAUUCUUUUCUCUGGCAUAUUUUAAUUGUGUCGCUUUGGAAAUAUUUCUACCGCUACGGUCGUGUUUCGGCAUAACGCGCGACCGACCAAAAUAGAAUUUCGUUUACGAAAUAUUGGCAGUCUCCAUUUUCGUCACUAGAUAAAACGUUUCGGAGCGCUGAAAUACGUUCGCGUGGAAUUGUAAUCGGGUUUUGUUCUCUCCCAUUUUACGCGUGACGAGAUUACACGUUUUCCAGCAACGAAAUCUCCGGGACACGGUUCUCGUCCUAUUGUAAUUUAAGGAAACCUAUGAUUGUCACACGCGACAGCAACGUAUUUCGUUCGCGCACCAACUCUUUUAUGAAUUUUUCAUUUCGUCCGAAUCGUCGUGGAAUUUUUAAGUUUUAAAUGGUGUUUUUUCAAUUUUUAAAGGUCGAAAGUGAUUUUCAAGAUAGGAUGCUGUCUGAGACAAUGCAGUCAGUUGUGAUCUCGUGAGAAAAUCAUUAGAAUACAAAAAUAAUAAAUAUGGAGAGAACUGUUAAACGACGAAACAAAGCCCUGCAGACUACGGACGUAGAAAAUUCAACAGCUAAUCAAGAAGAUGAGAAAAACGUACAGGAGAAGCCGAGAAACACAUUGAAGUACUACUUCGAUAGAUUUAGGUACUAUCAUUACUGUUUGGCUGAAAGAUUGGACAAUUUAAUUGGAGCGGUGUGCCUUACGAUAAUUAAAAUUUAUUUUUUCUUAAUGGGAUGGCAUCAACAGCUUGAUCAACAGGAUGCUGAAAUGACGAGCACGAUGAAUAUGGACGAUGGAUAACUUACACUACAAAUACAUUGUGUAUACAUAUAUUUUGUAGAAUAUUUUACUUUUAUUCAAGUAAUUUGAAAUACAUGAAAUACGCGAGCGUCUACUAAUAACGAGACUGUUCAAUCGCGCGAUUCUAUUAUGUACUUUAUAAACAUCGCUACUAUUCAAUGUAAAAUCCAUAAUAAAUUCCUAAGAUAUUGAAAA